Messenger RNA from Capsella rubella, 1676 nucleotides. RefSeq lists its product as uncharacterized. Lineage: Eukaryota; Viridiplantae; Streptophyta; Magnoliopsida; Brassicales; Brassicaceae. Bases 168 to 1580 code for a protein of 470 amino acids. The record is from RefSeq and is a predicted model, not a curated record. The transcript has 15 exons.
UCUUCUCUCGGGUGAAUUUUGAUUCGGAAGAAGGUGAAGCACUUCCAUCUUCUUCCUCUAGCAACACCGUCACCGGAGUAGAGCAAGAUCAACCGAGUGAAAAUCAUAUUAGCGACGGUGGGAAUCUUGAUUUAGAAACAUUUCGAUCCUCUUCCGAUGCAAUCCUCAUGCUCCCAACUGAAAGAAAAGCACUUCCAUCUUCUUGCUCAAGCAUAAUCGGAAGCAACAGAUUAGUAGAGCAGCAAGGUCAAGUAGAGCAGCAGCAAGCUCGAGUAGAGCACAAUUUCUUGACAUGUUUUGAUUCUGACAACAUCUCCUUGAGAUGUUUUGAUUCUGUUGAAAGUUCUGGCCAGAGAAUGAAUCAAAUAAAGAGGGAUUUGGGCUUGAGAGAUUGUGACGAUGGCUCUAAAGAUAUAGAUUUCAGUGUCUAUAUGACCAUACCUCCUCGUCUUCUAAAGCAAAGAGUUCUUAUGCCCGGAACACAAGAACAAGAAGUUGUUGUGCCCGGAACACAAGAACAAGAAGCGGUAACACAAGAACAAGAAGCGGUAACACAAGAACAAGAAGUUUUGCCGGUAAAAGUAUACCUUCCUAAGAAGAAGAAGAAGCAGCCCAAGAAAGGUCGGGAACCGUUUCAAAAGUUAGACUGGUCUUUAGUCACUGUUCCUGACAACAACACAACUCCUUCUUCUCGAACUGUGGAUGGAGGAGCAGAUAAAGUCUCAGCUUCAAAGGAUCGACAUGUUGAACUUUCCACUUUGUCUCAAACUGUGGAUGGAGGAGACUCUGCCAACUCAUCUUCAAAUGAUAACUCAGUUUGCACCUCUAACAACAACACAACUCCUUCUUCUCGAUCUGUGGAUGAGGAGCAGAUAAAGUCUCAGCUUCAAAGGAUCGACAUGUUGAACUUUCCACUUUGUCUCAAACUGUGGAUGGAGGAGACUCUGCCAACUCAUCUUCAAAUGAUAACUCAGUUUGCACCUCUAACAACAACACAACUCCUUCUUCUCGAUCUGUGGAUGGAGGAGCAGAUAAAGUCUCAGCUUCAAAGGAUCGACAUGUUGAACUUUCCACUUUGUCUCAAACUGUGGAUGGAGGAGACUCUGCCAACUCAUCUUCAAAUGAUAACUCAGUUUGCACCUCUAACAACAACACAACUCCUUCUUCUCGAUCUGUGGAUGGAGGAGCAGAUAAAGUCUCAGCUUCAAAGGAUCGACAUGUUGAACUUUCCACUUUGUCUCAAACUGUGGAUGGAGGAGACUCUGCCAACUCAUCUUCAAAUGAUAACUCAUCUCGAUCUGUGGAUGGAGGAGCAGAUAAAGUCUCAGCUUCAAAGGAUCGACAUGUUGAACUUUCCACUUUGUCUCAAACUGUGGAUGGAGGAGACUCUGCCAAAUCAUCUUCAAAUGAUAACUCAGUUUGCACCUCUAACAACAACACAACUCCUUCUUCUCGAACUGUGGAUGGAGGAGCAGAUAAAGCCUCAGCUUCAAAGCCUCAGCUUCAAAAGAUCGACCCAGUUACCACUUUGUCUCAAACUGUGGAUAAAGGAGCAGACAGAGCCUCAGCUGAACAUCUAAAGAAAUUGAACGUUUCACUUGAGGAAUUAAAAAGACAACUAAAACAGCUUGAAGACAUUUUGCCUAAAGGCUUUUGUAGAGAGGACGUGGAAGAGU